This is a messenger RNA of Diospyros lotus (date-plum), 967 nucleotides long. RefSeq lists its product as uncharacterized. The transcript has 3 exons. The record is from RefSeq and is a predicted model, not a curated record. NCBI's taxonomy places the organism in Eukaryota, Viridiplantae, Streptophyta, Magnoliopsida, Ericales, Ebenaceae. Bases 413 to 757 code for a protein of 114 amino acids.
CUAUGUGUGUGUGUGCGCGUGUGUUUGAAUGUAGUACAGCCAUGCAAGACAAACAAUGAACAUCCCACAUGGCUUACAACACUAUUUUAUAUAUAUUAUAUACAUCUGUUCUCCCUCUCUCAUUCUUUAUAGUUUAUAUAUAUACCUCUAUCCGUAUGUAAAUGUAUGGAGAUGGGCUUGAGGGCGCUCUGCUGAUUCUGAGCCUAGUUCUUCCCCCUUUAUCUCCUCCGCGGAUUUUCUGGUCGACUUUGGUGUUCUGAAUGUGAGUGACGAAAGGCCGGUGACUUUCCGAAGAAUUCCCUCAAUGGGUUGAGUUAUUUAACACGUUUACGGAAGAUUGUGGAGACACGGUUCUGUUUGCGAGGGCUUGAAGAGAGAUUUUUGUUCUAGGUUGUUGAUAACUUUUAGUAUAAUGAAGGGGCUUUUCUGGGUUUUGUUGUCGGUGGCCGGAACCGCUAUGGUGUUUCUUAGUUUCUCCGGUGAUGGUGGCGUUUCUGCAGAUAUGGCUUUAACUCAUCACGGGAAUGGUAUGGUAGAGAUGACAACAAACAGGAAGCUGAAGGAUAAUGGUCAUACUUCAAUCACCAAAAAGAACGAGGCAGGAAGUGUAAAUCUGGAAGACUACCACCCUAUUGAUCCAGUUCCAAGUUCAAAAGCUUCCAUAAGACCUGGACCUAUCCAGCAUGGUACUCCACUUAUGCCUUUUAUCCCAAAGCCUUCACCUCCUCACAACCCAGAAACAAUUGGGUUUCCUUAAGCCUGCUUUGGAAACUUUCUGUGUAAUUGCUAAGCAUGUACCUGAAGAUUGCAGUGGCUUUUUAGUUCAAUCAAGUGUUUGAACCAUGUCACCUAUUGUAUUAUAAUGACUACUUGUGUACCUAUGUGUGUCCUGUACUUAUUGGCGGUUUGUAUCAAUUAUCUUGCUAUUUGCUUCAGUAAAAUUGCCUGUGAGUUUUUUAUUGUAAUA